AUGGCAUUAGAUUGUGUUCUACUUGGUGUGUUGUUGACUCUCGGUACAUUUUUCGCUGAGUGGUCUGCUGAAAGACAGUUGUUGAAGAUCAGGCAGAGAUUUCUGAAAGAGGUCAUGCGUCAGGACAUCUCAUAUUUUGAUGGCUACGAUGCCACUGCUCUGGCUUCCAAGUUGAUGAUGAAUACUCGGCUAGUCCGAGACCUCAUUGGCAUUCGCACAUCAAUGGCUUACAUGUACAUCGGCGUGAUUGCCGCAUUGCUUGAAGUUGCUUUUCAAAACCAGGCCGGUGUUGCCGGAGUGUCUUUGUGCGUGCUUCCCGUUAUUGUCCUCUCAGGGUGGUGGGCAGGCAGAAUCGAGUACAAAGCGACACUCAAGGUGAAGGAAUCAAAUGAAACCGCCAACAGUGUAGCACUCGAGGCCAUUACCAACAUGAGGACUGUGAAAGCCUUCAACAUGCAGGACACCAUGAAGGCGAGGUAUGGCGUCUGUGCAGACACUGCGGAAACCGAAGUGAACAACGCCUCUGUCAAGACCGGGUUCGGCUACGGCAUCUACUGGCUCUGCAUUUUCUGUGCCAGCGCUUUUGGGUACUGGUACGGCUCGCAUGUGCUGUACGAAGCGUCUAUGAAGUUUUGUGAGGAUAUUGAAAUUUGUGGGGAACCCGGUUCAAUAAUUGGCGCGUACAUAUCGGUGAUUUGGGCUGCGUUUUACAUUGGCAAGGUUAUUCCCUGGAUCUCAGACGUGCAGCAAGGAAACUUGGCUGUUCGGGAGACGGUUGCACUCUACGACCGGCGGAGUCUGGUAGACCCGUAUAACCCCGACGGCAUUACCGACUUGUCGAACGUCCAGGGGGAAAUAAAGCUGGAGAACGUCGCCUUCGCCUAUCCGACGCGCUCCGACGUACCGGUGUUCUCGCGGCUGAACCUCACGAUACCCGCGGGGAAAAGUAUAGCGCUAGUUGGAGCCUCUGGCUGCGGCAAGUCCACCGUGAUUCAGCUCGUCAUGAGGUUCUACGAUCCGCAGUCCGGGUUGGUAAUGCUUGACGGUCGCCCGCUUACUGAGUACAAUGUGAAAGCGCUGAGGGAAACCAUUGCCUGGGUUGGUCAGGAGCCGAAGUUAUUCGCGUCGUCCAUCGCCGAGAAUAUCGCGAUUGGGAAACCUGAUGCGACUCGCGAAGAGAUUGAGGAAGUCGCGAGAAAAGCCAAUGCGCACGAGUUCAUCUCGGCCCUCCCGGAUGGGUACGAUACGUGGGUCGGUGAUGGUGGCAACCAGCUGUCAGGUGGUCAGAAACAGCGGGUGGCCAUCGCUAGAGCCUUGAUUAAGAGACCCAAAAUCCUCAUCUUGGACGAGGCUACAAGUGCUCUGGAUAACAAGUCGGAGCAGAUGGUCCAGGAAACGCUCGACGACAUUGCUGACGACCGUCCGCAAUGCAGAUGUCAUUGCCGUGCUGAACAACCCCACGGACAGGCACAGCAACUCCGGUGA
Gregarina niphandrodes is the source of this 1485-nucleotide messenger RNA. RefSeq names its product putative ATP-binding cassette transporter. The coding region runs from base 1 to 1485 and encodes 494 amino acids. The transcript has 2 exons. Gene Ontology annotation, cellular component: membrane. NCBI's taxonomy places the organism in Eukaryota, Apicomplexa, Conoidasida, Eugregarinorida, Gregarinidae. Gene Ontology annotation, biological process: transmembrane transport. The record is from RefSeq and is a predicted model, not a curated record. Gene Ontology annotation, molecular function: ATP hydrolysis activity; ATP binding; ABC-type transporter activity.